AUGCAGAGAAACCUGAGUGAAAUCACAGAGUUCAUCCUUCUGGGGUUUGGUGAUCUCCCUCAUCUGCACAUCUUCCUGUUCCUUGUGUUUCUGGUGAUCUACAUUUUGACAAUUGUUUUCAAUAUCGUCAUGGUCUUUCUCAUAGUGACUGACCAUCACUUGCACACACCCAUGUACUUCUUCCUGGGGAAUUUGUCUUUUUUGGAAGCAGCCUACAGCUCAACCACCCUGCCCAGGAUGCUGACCAGUCUUCUGACAGGAGACAAAACCAUCUCUGUUAAAGGAUGUCACAUACAAUUUUUUGUUGUUUCUUUCCUGGUUGGCACAGAAUGCUAUCUGCUCUCUGUAAUGUCUUAUGACCGUUUCUUAGCCAUAUGCAAACCCCUCUAUUAUGCAACUCUUAUGAAUUGUAGGCUCUGUAUCCAGCUGGCCAGUUGCUCUUGGAUGAACAGCAUUGUGUUGGUCUCCAUAUGCUUGGUUUUGAUGUGGCAACUACGGUACUGUGGUUCCAAUGAGAUUGAUCAUUUCUUUUGUGAAUCUCUUUCAUUGGUUAAAAUCUCAUGCAGUGACACCAGCCUUGUGAAAUAUUUCAUUCUAAUCCUUGCUUUCGUUUUCAGUUUUCCUCCUUUUAUUUGGACCCUGAUCUCCUACAUAUAUAUUAUUGCUGCCAUUUUAAAAAUCCCAUCCACCACUGGGAAGCAGAAGGCCUUUUCCACCUGUUCUUCUCAUGUGAUUGUUGUUUCCCUGUUCUAUGGGGCAUUAAUCAUUGUAUAUGUGACACCAAAAACUGAAGCAAUGAGAGAGCUUAGCAAGGUAUUUUCUCUGUUGUAUACAGUCCUUCCCCCUUUGAUAAACCCCCUUGUAUAUAGCCUGAGAAACAAGGAUGUGAAGGAAUCUUUCAGUAAGGCCACUGGGAAGAUUUUGAAGGCCAUUUUGUGA
This is a messenger RNA of Lacerta agilis (Sand lizard), 939 nucleotides long. Its product is annotated as olfactory receptor 2AP1-like. The transcript has a single exon. Lineage: Eukaryota; Metazoa; Chordata; Lepidosauria; Squamata; Lacertidae. Gene Ontology annotation, biological process: G protein-coupled receptor signaling pathway. Gene Ontology annotation, molecular function: G protein-coupled receptor activity; olfactory receptor activity. The record is from RefSeq and is a predicted model, not a curated record. Bases 1 to 939 code for a protein of 312 amino acids. Gene Ontology annotation, cellular component: membrane.